Aspergillus nidulans FGSC A4 is the source of this 1730-nucleotide messenger RNA. RefSeq lists its product as uncharacterized. The transcript has 2 exons. The record is from RefSeq and is a predicted model, not a curated record. Lineage: Eukaryota; Fungi; Ascomycota; Eurotiomycetes; Eurotiales; Aspergillaceae. The coding region runs from base 335 to 1384 and encodes 349 amino acids.
CGGGCUGUUUUGUUUUGCACCCCGAUCGACCCGACCGAUCGACCGACCGUGGCCGACCGACUGCGACCGAUCCUGACUGGGAAUUUUGAUUUGACUCGCGUUAGCCAAACAACCAUCAAUCUGUGUUCCAAGCGAAGAGAAAAAGUGCUGGAUUACCACAGGAAAAACAACUGCAAGAAGAGGAGGACUCAAAAGGCACACCACGCUCAAACGGUCUGGACAUUGUGCUACCCGGCAAUGAAGUUGCUUGUCCUGGAAGCUUCCCAAGCAAGUAGGAUAAUCACCGCGAAUUGAGGCCCUCGCAGGAGGCUUCAACUCUGAGCGAGCGAGGAUCAUGCGGUUGGGGCUGCAGAAACCCGGUGCUGUCCCGUUUCUCGCCCUGCUUAUUUUCUCCCUGCUCAGCCUGGUGCCGACGCUUGCGAAGGAAUGGAAUUUUUACGGGUACAGCUACAGCGCUCAUUUUACGUAUCUUGGUCUUCCCCGCGGUGACAUUCACGGACACAGUCGAUAUUCCUCCCCCCGCGUCAAGAAUGCUUCUAGUACGGUUGAUUCCAGAUCGCGGUCGGCUGUGACCGGCAGCCACUGCAGGCCAUGGUUUUUUGGCGACUUUUAUUGGUCCUGUAGUGACAAUGAACGCGAUGCUCGGCCGCAUCAGUCGGCGGCACAUACGCCUCCGCGGAGUCUGUUUGAGGCUGGUAUCGAGGCUGGAAAUGAUCCCCUCACUUACUCGGCGACUAAAGGGCCGUCAAGCAUAACGCGAGGGGUGAGCGCUUUCAAGGAGUUCAUCAGGCGCUGGGAUGAUCAGCAGAUGUCUCGACCGCUGCCGCCGCGGCAUAAUCACGUCGAUGAUACUACUGCACACUCUACGCUGACUCUCGCCAAUACGUCCGUAACUCCGGUGUCCUCGAAAAUUUUGCAGCAUCAGCCUACGCCGGAAAAGCUGUCCGAUGGGGCGCCAGCGAAACGUUUCAACGAUGAUUCUUGGCCAUCCAGGGUGCCCGCUUUGGUACGUGAGACAUGGCAGCAGGUCUGCAAUUCCGGAGCACGUUUCUUGGGCAUCUGGACGACUCGAUCGCCAGUCCAUAACCCGAAUGAAAAUCUGAUACCCAAAUAUCCCGCCCCGCACACAAGCGAUGAGCAGAGACACCUGGAGCUCUUCGAAGAACUGGAUCGUGCCUCGACUAAAGAGUCACUGAGCACGAAUCUAGAUCAGCCAGGCCAAACCCCACGGCAGAUAGAUUCGCAACGGACCCUAUCGCCCAAUUCACUUGAGAUGACUACUGGCCAGUCCAAGUAUGCCGGGUUCCGACGCGACUCAGACCAUAUUUGUGGGAGCUCGAUGGCAAUUGUGGUCGCUCUUAUGGUCGGGAUCAUGUGGUUCUAAUACCGCUUUGACUUCAAGGGUUCACUUCCGCGACGAACACGACAUUUGUGGUCGCUUUAUCGUGCCCGCAUUCCGAAAGCCAUGUGCUUGGCCGCUACAAAUACUUGUGCAUGACUCAUGACGAUCCAGUUGUAGACGGGAUGGCACCGCACACAAACAGGACUAACUUCAUGUCGAAUAUAGUACUUGUCACCCCUUAAUUCCUAGGCAGGCGUUCCUUUCCGCAGUGGUGUUCUUGCUGGUUUUGCGUGGGUAGUUGACGGGCUGAUGCUUAUACACCAUGUGGCCUAAGAGCCGCUCUUAAUGCUAAUGAAGCUUGAUGAUGCAUAUAAUACUAAUUCUGUCG